This is a messenger RNA of Besnoitia besnoiti, 2928 nucleotides long. Its product is annotated as DHHC zinc finger domain-containing protein. The transcript is spliced from 14 exons. Lineage: Eukaryota; Apicomplexa; Conoidasida; Eucoccidiorida; Sarcocystidae. Gene Ontology annotation, molecular function: palmitoyltransferase activity; protein binding. The record is from RefSeq and is a predicted model, not a curated record. Bases 1 to 2928 code for a protein of 975 amino acids.
AUGGCGUCCGCCGCGUCUCAGCCGUUUCUGCAAUCUGUGAGUGUCCAUUCCUCUUUCGACUCCGCAGGGUCAGCCGCCGCGCCCUACGCAGCGCACUAUGCGCCGCUUGACGCGACUCCACGCGCCAGCGCCCUCCCUGCUGGAAGCGUCGUUGGGGCAUACACUGUGCCAGCUGUUGCCGUCAAUUGGAACCCCGUGGUCCUGUCUCCCGUUUCAGCUGCCGGCGAAAAUGGAUGCCCUUCCGCCAUGGCGAUGAGCCAUGGCGCUGCAGAACCCGGCCUACCGUCGAAUGCGCUCUAUCCAUCCAGCGUCUCGAUGACUUCGCUCCGGGAGUCCAGGUCUAUCGGCGCCUUUGAGCCCCUGUUCAUCGAGGCUGCCCGCCGCAAGCAAUCCGAUCACUUCAUGGUUCUCGUCCGGCAGUUGGUCGUCGCCUCCGGAGCCCAGACAGACGCAGGUGCCGUAGGCGCCCUCAGGGAACUCUGUGUGUUGCAUCACGCGUGCGCCCUCGGAGAUGUCGCUCUCAUCAAGCAGCUCGUGUCUCGCUACAACCUCGACCCUGAGUCCCGGCACCCGCAAAACCUGGAAACCCCGGUUUUCUUCGCCAUCCGGAACGCCCACUUCGACGUCGUGCGCUUCCUCGUCAAACUUGCGGGCCCUUCCUGCCUGACUGCUCAGACCCGAGGAUGCAUGACACCGUUCCUGGCGGCUGCGGCUGCGAAACAUGACGAACGGCCCCGCGACCUUCUGAAGAUUCUCGAGUUCAUCUACCUCCACGGUGCCUCUCUGGAGGAGCAAAACGCAUCUGGUGACACCGCGCUUUUCCUGGCUGCGAAGCACGGGAAUCUGCAUGCCGUUCAGUGGCUGGUGGCUCGAGGCGCGAGCAUGAACCACCGCGACCACACGGGGGGCACUGUACUGCAUGCGGCUGUUGCGAAGACGGGCGGUUUCGCGGCGGAGGACGAUCCGCUCCAGUUUUUGUGCGAGAACGGCGCUGUGAAGUUGAUUGACACGCGCGCCGACAUCGGUCUUCAGUUUGAGACGAUGCGCGAGCGGCCGUGGGCUGUGACCCCGAAGCGCUUCCCGGGCUUGACGGUGCUGCAGAGGUGCCUGAUGAAGCGCCAGUGGUUUUCGUACCUCAUGCUGCUCACCUGGAGGCUCCAGUACCAGAUUUUCGGCUACACGCGCAUGAUGAAAAGCAGCUACGCGUACCUGUAUUGGGCGGUCACGCUCUUUAACGUCCCGCUGUUCCUGAACGCGGUCUCCCAGCUCCACGCGGUCGGCGCGGCCUCCGUUUGGGAACUCGGCAUGCUCUGGAUCCUGCUCUGGGGUCUCACACAGUUCUUCUGGUUCAUAACGUGCUCAAGCGACCCUGGCAUCGCGCAGGGCAGCCAACACACCCUCAAACCCCAAUACGACUCCAUUUACCCAACCAUGAACCCCGAGAUCCUUGACCGAAUUCCCCCGCCCUCGUCUGCCUCGGCGAUCGGACCAUCCCACUACCGCAUGCUUCAGAUGGAAAGGGAGCAGAUGCGCCUGAACCUGGAGCUGCAAGAAGUGCGCCGUACGACGCUGCCAUACCAGAGCCAAGACCUCCAGGCGCAUGCAGACCGCGCUGCUGCAGUCCGAGAAGAAGACACUCGAGUCCUCGUCACUGCGCUGAAGGCCCUCCGCGCUGACGUGGUGGCGCUGAUGCCAGGUGUUGCAGCUGAGCGGAGAUCGAGACUCGCUCAGGAAUACGUUGAAGCCGUCCUCGAGGGACCCGCGGCGAUGAAAACUGUCUGCGUAACGUGCGAGCUGGUUAGGACUGCGCGCAUUCACCACUGCGCCGACUGUGGGCACUGCCUCGAGCGCCAAGACCAUCACUGCGUCUGGGUCGACACGUGCGUCGCGCGAAACAACGUCCGCCCCUUCUGGUUUUUCCUGCUGUCGGUGACUGCGCUGCUCAUCUGGAAUGAUUACGUGUCGCUGCUGUAUCUCAAGAACCUCUGCUUCCACCUGGAUCAACUGGUGAGGCUCACUUGCCUCGGCGCAGGAGUGAUGAACUUCAUGGCCUUGGUCUUCGUGUCGUAUCUCCUCGUUCGAACGACGCGCGUUAUGAUCACCAACGUCACGUACUACGAAUUCCUCAAAAAACCGGUGCACAUUCAGAGUCGUUUCAAGGGGCGAACCGCCGGCUGGCUCUGGGACUUCCGGGGCUUGACUCCCGCGGCGAUGAUCAGAAACAUCGCGCUGUUCUGGCAGAACGCGGACGCGCUGGACGACCUGUAUUUGCGGCCGGAGGCGACGGCGAACUUCCCGGAGUCGUCUCCGUUUUUAGCUGCCAGGCCCGAAGGGCCGUACCUCCCUCUCUCUGCGGUUCCUUCACCGGCGACAGCCGCCCCUGACGGCGCGUUGGAGCCGUGCCUCGUGAAGGAAAUGCAGGGUGCGAGCAUGCUCCAGCACUCCACGUCUCUGUCCUUCGCGUCUGAGGCCAACGUCCCGCCGUCGCUCAGUUCUGCACCAUCGUCGCCCAUGGCCUUGAGCAUCGGCACAGCCCCGCCCUCGCGCGUCCCUUCUGCGGUCUUGUACGCCGACGGCCCCUCUCCCGUAGCGACCUCCAACGGCUACAAACUCUUGCCGACUCAGCCUCUGUACAUGACUUCGGAUGCCUCGACGACGGCGUCGCAGCACCCCAGCGCGUACGCGCCGAGCCUGCAGUAUCCCUCGCCGGUGAGCUCCACCAAGGCGCCUCCGUCUCCCGCGGGGCUUUCUGGCUGCCGUCUCGUUCGUUCCGGCGAAGCGCAUCCGCAGCUGCGGACGAUGGCGGGCACCGCGGAAGUCUUCGCUGACCAGGCCGACCGCAGCGCGCAGCAACCCUUCUUCUCGCAUCCUCUCGCCGUCACCCAGCCAAUGUACGUCCAGUGCGCCGACCCCCGCAGCGUUGUCUAA